CCCAUCCCACCUCGCCCCUUGACGCAUCCCUCCCACACAAGUGAACCCCGGACACCCCGACACACCCCCAGGACACCCCCCUAAGAACCCCAAGCACCCAGAACCCCUCCAGGAACCCUUGAAGAACCCUGUGCUUAGUGCUUAGUGCUGAGAAGAUGGUGGUGUGUGGAACUGGAUCAGCUUCAAGCCUGGCGGUGGCGGUGGCGGCGGCGUUGCUGUGUGUGGUUGCAGGUGACUCUUCUCCCUCCGACUUCGAGCUCCCCUCUAAUUCAACAGUAAUCAACGGGGGCCCUAUUGUUACCGGGUUCAGCUGUGACGGCCUCCCCUAUGGUUACUACGCAGAUGUCAACAACGGGUGCCGAAUCUUCCACGUGUGUUACCCUUAUCUCGACGCUGAGCAGUUUCUGAGGACGCGAAUGUUCUCUUUCAUCUGUGGCCUGGGAGCUGUGUUUAACCAGGAGGCCCUCGUCUGUGACCACGCCGAGCACUCCAUCCCCUGCGAAGACUCCCCGAACUACUACGACUCCUCCAACGGGUAUUUCGGUCAAACGGAGGUUAAUUUCAGGGAGUAGUGGAGGAGGAGGAGGAGGAGGAGGAGGAGGAGGAGGAGGAGGAGGAGGAGGAGGAGGAGGAGGGUUAAAUAGUCUACAGUUUUAUUAAUAAGGGUAAGUUUUAUAAGACGAAGACGAAGAAGAAGAAGAAGAAGAAGAAGAAGAAGAAGAAGAAGAAGAAGAAGAAGAAGGAGGAGGAGGAG
This is a messenger RNA of Portunus trituberculatus (swimming crab), 754 nucleotides long. Its product is annotated as U-scoloptoxin(01)-Cw1a-like. The transcript has 4 exons. Gene Ontology annotation, cellular component: extracellular region. Gene Ontology annotation, molecular function: chitin binding. The coding region runs from base 156 to 572 and encodes 138 amino acids. Lineage: Eukaryota; Metazoa; Arthropoda; Malacostraca; Decapoda; Portunidae. The record is from RefSeq and is a predicted model, not a curated record.